Orbicella faveolata is the source of this 1224-nucleotide messenger RNA. RefSeq names its product kelch-like protein 23. The record is from RefSeq and is a predicted model, not a curated record. NCBI's taxonomy places the organism in Eukaryota, Metazoa, Cnidaria, Anthozoa, Scleractinia, Merulinidae.
AUGGCCGCCCAUUCCGAGAUUCUUUUAUCCAAGUGUGCUCAGUUUCGACAGGAAGGUCAGUUCAUCGACGUCCGUUUAAAAGUACGUGAAGACAUCUUUCCAGCUCAUCGCAUUGUACUCGCUGCGAAUAGCGAUUAUUUCCACGCCAUGUUUACCGAUGGAAUGAAGGAGUCCAACCAGGAACUGAUCGAACUCAAAGAUGAAAGCAUUUCACCAGAUGCUUUAAAGAUUAUGAUGAACUCCAUCUACACUGGAGAUCUUCGCGUCAACGAGGAAAACGUGUUUGAAGUUCUUGUUGCCAUUCUCCCUCAGAAGCUGCAGACGCACUACUUUGAUGUUGAAACCAAAAAUUGGAAACCUUUGCCAUCCAUGGCAAAAGUUUUUGAAGGAACUCAAGCAUGCCGUAGUGCAGUUCAUGUUGGCAACUGCUUGUAUGUAGUUGCAGAGAACAAAAGCUGUCAAUACGUUAUCUAUCGUUAUGACUUAGUUAAUAACUUAUGGGAAACACUGCCACCUUUUUUGGGUUCCAAACAUCAGAUCAACUGCCUUUGUGCUGUUGAUGAAUGUAUCUAUGCAUUCGGUGACUCCACUUUGCCUCACAGAUAUAGUUUGGCUAAUAAUAAUUGGCAAAGUGGAGCCAAGUUGAGCUUCUAUUACACAAAUGACAGCAAGAAAGAUAAGUUACAAAACGUAGCAGCAGUGGUUUUCAAAUCUAAAAUAUAUUCAAUUCAUGGAUAUACAAGAAGUGAACAUGAUAAUGGGAAUUAUAAUUAUCGAGUAGAUAUGGCAGCUGUUGUGCAUUGUUUUGACCCAGCAGAGAAUGAAUGGGAACAAAAAACGUCAACCUGGUAUCCUCAUUUUGGAUCCAGUCUUUUUGUUGUCAACAACAGACUGUGUGUAGCUGGGGGGAAAAUUUCUACUCGUAAUGACAAUCCAGCCCCAGUUGAAGUUUAUAGUGAGGAAAACAAUGCUUGGUCUGUUGAGGAACAAAACCAUAUUCCCCCAAACAAUCUUGGUGCAGUGGAGAUAAAAGGGAGGGUGUAUUUCAUCGCAAACAAAUUUCCACUUGAUAGUGGGAUUAGAAUCCCACCCGAGGAGGCCUAUAACGUCUCUUUAAACGAAUGGGAAAAGGUAGCAAAAGUUAGGAGUGAUGCAGCCUUGUGUUAUCUGCCUGUAAAAAGAGAAAACUUGAGAGAAGAGCAACGUGAAAGUCAAAGUAACUAA